AAAAAAUUAAAAAAUGGCAAAGGAUAAAUAGGGGGAGAUAGAUGUAGAUAAUAUAAUUGAGAGAUUAUUAAGUGUGAGAGGGAGUAAACCUGGAAAGAAUGUAAAUUUAUCAGAAUCUGAAGUGAGAGGAUUAUGUAUAAAAGCAAGAGACAUUUUUAUAAGUUAACCAAUAUUAUUAGAAUUAGAGGCUCCUCUUAAAAUAUGUGGUGAUGUGUUAAUUUUAAUGAUUUUAUAGGCGAUGUUCAUGGUCAAUAUUUUGACCUAUUAAGAUUAUUUGAAUAUGGUGGUUAUCCUCCAGAAAGUAAUUAUCUUUUUUUGGGAGAUUAUGUUGAUAGAGGUAAAUAAUCAUUGGAAACUAUUUGUUUACUUUUGGCAUAUAAAAUAAAGUAUCCUGAAAACUUUUUUCUUUUAAGAGGAAAUCAUGAAUGUGCAUCAAUUAAUAGAAUCUAUGGGUUUUAUGAUGAAUGUAAUAAAGAUGAAUAAAAUGAGGUAAACGUAGAUAUACAAUUAAAUUAUGGAAAACAUUUACAGAUUGUUUUAAUUGUUUACCAGUUGCAGCAUUAAUAGAUGAAAAGAUUCUAUGUAUGCAUGGAGGCUUAUCACCUGAACUUUCUAAUUUAGAAUAAAUAAGAAGAAUAAUGAGACCUACAGAUGUACCAGACACUGGACUUCUUUGUGAUUUACUAUGGUCUGAUCCAGAUAAAGAUGUUUAAGGUUGGGCUGAUAAUGAAAGAGGUGUUUCAUAUGUUUUUAGUUAAGAAAUAGUAUAAGUCUUUCUUAAAAAACAUGAAUUAGAUCUUAUCUGUAGAGCUCAUUAAGUAAUUUAUAUUAUUUAUUUAUAAUAGGUAGUUGAAGAUGGUUAUGAAUUUUUUAGUAAAAGAUAAUUGGUUACUCUAUUCUCAGCUCCAAAUUAUUGUGGUGAGUUUGAUAAUGCAGGUAUUUUUAUGCAGUCUCAUUUCCAGGUUCUAUGAUGACUGUUGAUGAAUCCCUUAUGUGUUCCUUCCAAAUACUUAAACCUGCCGAAUAAGGUGCUUAAGGUGUUUCAUAAUAAAACAAACCUCCUAGUGCCAAGUUUGUAAACUGAUUUAAAUCAGAAAAUUUAUAUAAAAC
Paramecium sonneborni is the source of this 1110-nucleotide messenger RNA. The record is from the annotation of a GenBank genome assembly. NCBI's taxonomy places the organism in Eukaryota, Ciliophora, Oligohymenophorea, Peniculida, Parameciidae.